Messenger RNA from Penicillium lagena, 2577 nucleotides. RefSeq names its product beta-mannosidase. The record is from RefSeq and is a predicted model, not a curated record. The transcript is spliced from 2 exons. Gene Ontology annotation, biological process: glycoprotein catabolic process; carbohydrate metabolic process. NCBI's taxonomy places the organism in Eukaryota, Fungi, Ascomycota, Eurotiomycetes, Eurotiales, Aspergillaceae. Gene Ontology annotation, molecular function: beta-mannosidase activity. Bases 1 to 2577 code for a protein of 858 amino acids.
AUGGUGAGACGCAUCCAGCUCGACCAGGGUUGGGAAUUCAAGCAAACGACAUCUUUGGGCGACGGAGCAGCUCAGGAUUUUCUGCCCGUGUCACAGUUUCCCACCGUCUCCUAUCUCGACUUACUGCAUCAUAAUCUUAUUCCGGACCCGUAUCUUGACCAGAAUGAGCUCAAGACGCUUUGGGUCAAUCAUGCAGACUGGACGUACCGCACCACAUCGGUGGGGCCAUUCACCAUCGACCAAGACGAGAAGGCAAUCCUAGUCUUCGAGGGUCUGGAUACGACAGUAGAAGUCUUCCUUGGUGGAAAGCACAUCCUGUCCAGCAAGAAUAUGCAUGUUUACCACCGCGUUGACAUCACAGACCUCUUCCAGCAAGGAAAAUUGCCACGAUCUACGCUCGAGCUCAGAUUCACCAGUGCAAUCACGUCAUCGCGAAAGGAACGAGAUCGCAUAGGAUACAAGCGCGACCCGAAUAUGACUGGUGGCAAUGACGAGCGAUUAUUUCUCAGGAAAGCUCAGUAUCAUUGGGGCUGGGACUGGGGUCCAACCGUGCAGCCAUGUGGGCCAUGGAAACCAAUCUUUCUGGAGACAUUUCAAAUGAGGAUUGCCAAAGAUAAAGUCUUGGUCACUCGUAACGUUGUGCCAGAUCUCAAGUCCGCCACAAUCUCAGUGGAAGGCUUCAUAGAUCAUCCUCGAGAGGGUACCGAUUUGACAGCAGAACUGCUAGAUCCUUCUGGCAUCGUCAUUAUUGAACAAGCAACGACUUUCAAUAUUUCGGACGGCUCAUUCAAGGCAAAAUUCACACUCAACAACCCGCAGAUCUGGUAUCCGUUCCACUAUGGAGACCAGCCGCUUUAUCUUCUCCGUAUUAAGCUGGGCGAUGUCGACGUAUUUGAGCAGACGGUGGGCCUGCGUCGAGUGCGCCUGCUUCAGCACCCGCUCAAAGAUGCCGUAGGCACGUCUUUUGUGUUCGAAAUAAACAAUAUUCGCAUGUUCUGUGGUGGAUCAUGCUGGAUACCGGGCGACUUUCUUCUCCCGCGAAUGACCCGUGAGCGCUACGAAGGCUGGAUAUCGACGCUCAAGCGAGGAAAUCAAUCCAUGGUUCGGGCUUGGGGCGGUGGAAUCAUGGAAGACGAUUGCUUCUAUGAUAUCUGUGAUCGUGAGGGAAUCCUAAUCUGGCAAGACUUUCUCUUUGCAUGUGGAAACUAUCCGGCCUCGCCGGACUUUGUCGAGAAUGUCCGGAACGAGGCAGAGCAGCAGGUGAUUCGGGUUGGGCAUCAUCCAUCGCUAGUGAUCUGGGCAGGGAAUAAUGAAGAUUAUCAACUCGCAAACCAAGGAAGCUGGAUAUGGGACCCUACGGACGAUGGACCAUGGGAUGACACGACCUUCCCGGCUCGACUGAUAUACGAACGUACGCUACCAGAUGUCAUUGAGCGGCUGGGUCGGGAUGUGCCAUAUGUUCGCAGCAGCCCAUACGGCGGGGCAGAGAACGCCAAUGAUCCAACCAUAGGAGAUGUCCACAUCUGGGACGUAUGGCAUGGCCCUAUGGCUCCAUAUCAGAAUUACAAGGAGUUCAUGGGGCGAUUUGUUAGUGAAUUCGGCUUUGAGUCUGCACCUUCUCUUCGCACUAUAAAUAUGGCCAUUACUGAUCCACGAGAACGCUUCUCCCAAUCCCGUACGUGGAUGUCACACGACAAGGCACCGGGUCACACCCGACGGUAUGGGAUGUAUAUGUCAGAAAAUUUCCGUUUUGUCAUGGAGCCCCUCGGUGCCUAUGUGUACUGUACGCAGUUCUUGCAAGCAGAGGCUAUGUCGUAUGCCUACAACCUGUGGCGACGCGAGUUUCGGGGUCCCGGAGAGGAAAACUGCAGUGGAGCCUUGGUCUGGCAGACGAAUGACAUCUGGCCUUGUAUGAGCUGGGCUAUUGUAGAUGUUGACCUGAGACCAAAGGCAGCUUGGUAUGUUGUGAAACGAGCAUUGCAGAAAGUCACAGUCGGUGUGGAAAGGGUGAUCACCAAAAAGUAUUCGGAGGUGAUAAAUUAUGAUCCCCUGAAAAGAGCAUGUGAGAUCUGGGCAGUGAAUAGCAACACUAGCGAGCUCAAAGUGACCUUGAAGUUGGUUGCUUUUGACAUUGAGACCGGGAAGCCUGUGCCUCUACCUCACAGCGAGGUCGAGCGCAGAUUGACUCUUGCACCAAAUCGUUCAACCGAUCUGUGUCGCGUCGAUAUCCCGCAGUCAGAAACUACUGUCCUCGUGGCUUUUCUGAAUGAUUCCGGAACGGGUUCAAACCUAGCACGUUGGGUGUCGUGGCCGGAGCCGUACAAAUACUUGCGAUUCCGGCCUGAUUUGAAAGUGGAAGCACAGGCGCAGGGAGACGACAAGAUGCUGUUGCGGGCAAACGCGCCCGUCAAGGGCGUUAUGCUAGAAGUGCCAAUGGAGGAAGGAGAAGACGCAGUAUGGGAAGACAACUUUGUGGAUUUAGUACCUGGUGAGACGGUAGUUGUUGGUGUCAAAGGUCUCUGCGGAAGGACUGUGAAGCCACGCUGGCUCUGCGAUUGGGAGCAAACUGAUACGUGA